AUGGGCGAAUUGGAAGAAUUGGAGUUGCACUACACUGCGGUUGUGGGCAAACAACGAGGAAUCCAUUACGAUGAACUACCGGAGACGCCAGAACCUGCCCGAUCGCUCCGUGAUCUACUGCCGCCGAAUCUGGUCGAGUUAAGACUAAAGUAUGAUAGAUCGGCUAUGAACGCCAAUGUCGGCUACACCGCGGAGCUACGGGAACUUGUUCAAGACGAUCUAAACUUCCCCCGAAAGCUCAAAAAGGUGAGCGUUCAAUACGUUCAUGACGGUGUGCAGUUCAAAUUCCCCUUUUCGCUCCACAGCCUUCAGGCAUACUUCAAGGCACAUGGUGUCGACUUUCACUAUAUUGUCAAGUGCGAGAUAGACAAUGAACAUGAACUGGACUACUUAGUGACGACUCUGGCUACCAUGGGCUACGAAGGCGCUUAUAUGUGUAAAUGGUUCAUAACAGAUGACAACUUUUGGAUGACACCCGAAGAACUGUACGACAGGGUAAUGGAAGAGAUUAGAGCAGCUGAGAAACGUCACAAGGUGGAUUAG
This is a messenger RNA of Alternaria arbusti, 543 nucleotides long. RefSeq lists its product as uncharacterized. The coding region runs from base 1 to 543 and encodes 180 amino acids. The record is from RefSeq and is a predicted model, not a curated record. NCBI's taxonomy places the organism in Eukaryota, Fungi, Ascomycota, Dothideomycetes, Pleosporales, Pleosporaceae. The transcript has 2 exons.